UUCAAGAUUUUUACAGUCGCACGGACGCCUCGAUGCACAAAUAAAAUUUAAAAUAAAUCGGGUGCAACGGCCAAUCGCGCAAACUGUGGCUCGAAUCGCAGAGUUUUAAGCUGGGAAAAUUCGAAAAAAUACGACAAAUAUAGUGCUUCGAGUCGGGUGUUUCGGGAAAGUGUGGAGAGGCGGAAAAGUGCAGUCGACACUGCAGUUCGGGGUUCCUUGGGAAAAGAGCAUCGCCCAGUGGUUGAGAAACCAGUUAAACCAAAGCCUCUUUUAAGGAGUUCUUCGCCAGAACCAACUAAUCCGCCAUGGGUCUCAACGGCUGCUGUUCGUGCGUCAAAUAUCUGAUGGUCCUUAUAAACAUUUUAUUCUGGCUCAUUGGCCUGACCAUCGUGAUCACCUGUGCUUGGGCGCUGACAGACCCCACCUUCAUGCUGUCGAUGGCAUCCUACCAUCAUUAUCACAUAGGCCUGUACGUCUUCCUCGCCAUCGGCAUACUGACCAUACUGGGCGCUUGCCUGGGCUGCUGUGGAGUCUGUCGGGAGUCGCAGUGUCUGCUGGUUUCGUUCUUCUGCGCCAUCCUCCUGGUGAUGGUGGCACAAAUCGCGGCCGGAGCCUGGGCAUUCCACAACAAAGAGAAGCUGGAUGACAUCGUGCGGGCGGCGGUCAAGUCGUCGGUUCAGGAGGAGUACGGCCGGUCCAGCAUGAGCUCGCGCACCGUCACCUUCGAUGCCCUGCAGAAGAACUUGAAAUGCUGCGGCGCCGAUGGACCUGGCGACUGGGCCACCAGUCGUUUCAACAAUGUGGAUCGCACAAAUAUUGUGGAGAUCGCCGUGUCCUCCAUGAAUGUGUUCUACAACAUACCGGAGUCCUGCUGCAAGGACGAUCUGAAGGAUAACGAGUGCGAGCUGUCGCGACGGCUGAAGUUCGGUGGUCCCCUGAACAACGCUAUUUAUCAGCAGGGCUGCGUGGACAAGCUGAUCGAGAUCGUUUACGAGAACUGGGUCACCCUGUUCGCCAUCACCGCCGCCGUCAUUCUGCUGGAGCUGGUGUCCCUGACCUUCGCCCUGAGCCUCUGCUGCGCGGUGAGGAACCAGCACUACAAGGCCUGAGAAUUACAGAACUCCCAUAGGGAAAUCACCGACGAUGAGAAGUACUAACAAACCAAAUCGAAACGGAUGCCUAGCGAGCGUUAUUACUGAAGACGUGUGUGCGGAAUGGGGGAAAGGCACUUAACGGCGACGGCUAGCGAGGAUAAUGUCCGGUGUUCCCCGGUCAAUACUUUAACAACAGCAACACAACUGACAACAACACAAUUUUGUAGUACUUUUAACAACAAGACAAGCGAGAACAACAACCACACGGAAAAGCUGAGCAAUUGUAUUUGAGAUGUGACAACUUUUUGUGGAACUUGUGGAAAGUUUUUUGAGUCACAACAUCCACUGGAGUCUCGGUAUCGACUUUAUAUGAACUUGAUAAGCCAGCAGAGCUAAAACAAAACAAAAAACACUUUUUUAACAAAACAUUUCUACCACAAAAACAAACACAGACAGUAAACAACUCCAUGUGUGUGAGAACAGGAUAAGCAGCUCCAUAAUACUUAGCCUAGCGAAAAGUUUCGAAUUCAUAGAUACAUACUAUAUAUUAAAUAUAUAGAUCAAAGCAUAAGCACAAAAGUAUAAUGUUAAUUGCCAAAAUGGAAUAAUGUAAAAAAGGAAGCCAUUAGAUUUCUUUUAAUAUUUUUUUUCCGUAUAAGACUUUCGAAACGAUUAGCAGUUUGGUUUUUUCUGUGGCCAUUUUUUGUAUGCUAACACAAUGCCAAAAGAUAUAUGAAUUCAUAUAUGAAACAGCAUUCCACAAGAAUGAGAAUGAUUGACAGAUUUUUGUUCUGGUUAUAACGCAUUGCCAUCCAAAGACCCAGCCCAAAAUACACGUAUUUUCAAAUCACUUCUUAACCUUGUGCAAACUGUUGUGCUAAAUAUCGAAUACCAACCAAUUCGUAGAGCUUCGCGAAAUUAAAUGCCAAAUAUUUUAUGUAUUUACAAAAUUGUAACCUAAUUUAUUUAUGACCUAUUUAUUUGAGCAUAAGCAAGGAGCAAAAGCAAAAUGUUAGAAAAUAUUAAGUAAGUGUUGGCCAUUCUGUUGACGAGCAGCAUUCUGUAAAUUUACAACCCAUACUAUCUAUGGUCCAUACUUGUAUUAUCGUAUCGAAAGAUUUUAACCCUGAGAUCAGCAAGGGCCUUUAAAUUAGUUUGAGUAAGUGUUGGACAUGCUGUUAAUUCGCAACCUUUUUGAACCCACACACUCGAAACGAAUUUGUUCGAAUCCAACUUACCUGCAUCGAAAUAUUUUAAAUUUAGAAGUCCAGAGACCAUGUGGGAAUCCGAGAAAACAGCACAAAAUGUUAAAUGAAAAGUACACACGAACGAAACAAAAAGUCUCUAUAUUUACAUUGUAUUUUUACCAUACACCAUAAACUAAUUGAGGGAUAUAUAUUUUUUGUAACAUUUUCAUUUUAUUGUUGUUAUAUGUGAAUUUUGUUGUUAGUUAAGCGUAGCCUGAACGUCACACUUUGUACCCCCCACAACGUUUAAAUAAAUUAAAUCUACAAAAACCAAAUCCAAGGACAAAAUUAUAUUACAUUUACAACAAGAAACACAAACAAUUAAUAUAAAUAUAUUGUAUUUAAAUUUACACACUAAAGUAAAUAUUUAUUUUAACAUUUCUUAGUAAGUAGUUACGUGCGGAAUUUCGUGAAGUUAAAUCAAAUAAAAUAAUUAUGAUCUAGCCUAAGAGAUAAACCUCGUACAAUUCACGUUCAUCGGUUGGCUUUGUAGCCAGGCAUUGAGAUGUUUAGGAAAUAAAGUCUUAAAAUUUAAAUGUUCUCUAAAAAUUAAGCAGCAUUGAACGUAGCAUAAUAUUUAUAGCACAAACUUCAUCCACAUCUAAAAUCAAAACCAACAAAUUUAAUCUACUCUUCGAAGAAAAAUACAAUCAACUCAGCAACUUCAUAACAUGCGAAAACUACAUAGUUUUUGUGGAAAGAAAAGCACAUUUAGCAAGGCAUCUAUCAUACAAUUGAGAAAAUUAAGCAAUAUAAACGAUGCUCAAGAUCUGUAUUUAACAACAAUGUAACAUCACAGAGGUGCGGAUAAUACUGAAUCAUUAUGAAUAAUUGAGAUACAUUAUAGAACAAGCGGCAUACAAACUGAUAUUUCAAAUAAAUAAACAUACAAUAAAAAUA
Drosophila biarmipes is the source of this 3241-nucleotide messenger RNA. Its product is annotated as CD81 antigen. Gene Ontology annotation, cellular component: membrane. The record is from RefSeq and is a predicted model, not a curated record. Lineage: Eukaryota; Metazoa; Arthropoda; Insecta; Diptera; Drosophilidae. The transcript is spliced from 5 exons. The coding region runs from base 306 to 1109 and encodes 267 amino acids.